GAGAUCUCCUGGACAGGAGCUCCAAUAAUCCAUCCCGCCUCUGACAACCCCGUCCGGGAAGUUUGUGUGUGUGCAAUAGAGGAGAGAAAAGAGCCUGGAGAACUCCUAUUAACAUGAAAUCAUUGGAGUACAGAUUACAAGUGGCCACUCCCUCCCUCCUCUACUGUCUGCUCUUUUAUAAAUAGCCUGCUAGUGUUGUGUGUGAUUGUGUGUGUGUGUGUGUGUACUGUACACUCCUUGGACUUUGUGCACAACUUCUGUUCCCUAUACUCAUUGCUCUGCCCAUCUCUGCUCAGUGCCCAUUGCCUUCCUUCCUUCCUGCCUGCCUGCUAUGGAGCUGUCCACAUCACCCUCCCUGGUGGCUUAUGGCUCUGUGUGGCUCUUCUUCUCCCUCCUGGUCUUUUUCAAGUUUUCCCAUUCUGACAUGGUCCUGACCCCGGCUCUGCUGGUCUAUUUCUUCCUGCUGGUGCUGUUUGAGUGGUUCUGCCACCUGUACCUCCCCAUCCUGCUAGGAAUGAUUCUGCUCAGUUCGGCAUGCUGGUAUGUUCUGAGCAUCGCAUCCCCCAGGAAAAUGCUGCCCGUGGCCGGGAAAGCCGUGAUGAUCACAGGAUGCGAUUCUGGAUUUGGAAAGGCAGCUGCUCAGAGAAUGGAUGAGAUGGGCUUCAAGGUGAUUGCAACUGUGCUGGAUGUUAGAAGCCCAGGGGCCAAAGAUCUCCAGAAGAGGUGUUCAGAUCGCCUGACAAUCAUUCAAAUGGAUCUGACGAAACCUGAGGACAUCAAGAGAGCUCAGCAAGUGACAAAGGAGCAGACACAUGAAACUGGUCUUUGGGCGCUGGUCAACAAUGCUGGAUAUUGUGUUCACUUUGGAGAUGCUGAGCUAUCACUCAUGACCACCUACAGAGGCUGUAUGGAAGUGAACUUCUUUGGGACACUGGAGAUCACCAAAGCUUUGUUACCUAUGUUACGCAGUUCUAAGGGACGAAUUGUGACUAUUGGAAGCCCAGCUGGUGAGCAUUCAUUCCCGUUCUUGGCUGCGUAUGGUUCUUCCAAAGCUGCUCUAGGCCGAGUAAUGGACACAUUCCGCCACGAGUUGAUGCCGUGGGGCGUUAAAGUCAGCAUGAUAAAGCCAGGAUCCUACAAAACUGGUGCCCAUGAUGACAAAAACCAUUGGGAGAAUCAGCACAAGAAACUGCUCUCCAGUUUACCCUGUGAACUUCUCCAAGAGUAUGGUGAGGAAUAUAUCUGUGAAACCCAAAACCUUUUUCUCGAAUACGGGAAGACAGCAUCCACUGACCUCAGUCCUGUGAUAGACAGUAUAACUGAUGCCAUCUUAUCUGAGAACCCUAAAGUGCAAUAUUAUGCUGGCAAGCACUUAUGGAUCCUUUAUUUCAUUGGAAUAUAUUUACCUCAUAGCCUCAGUGACAGCUUCUUUAAAAACCUAUUCCUGAAGAGCAAAGUCAGUCCCAGAGCUCUGCGAAAACAGAAGAACAAUGAGUAGGAGUUCUCAUCAAGCCAUGCAAUUUGUAUCUUGAACCAUUACAAACUUUUUUUCUCUGGGAGACACUUUGGCUGCGUUUCAAACAAAGCAAAAUAAUAUAAAAAAGCACUGGCUAUGAUCCCAAUGGAAUGGAGAUAACAUCUGCAUCAUAUUAAAGUGGAAUUAAAUGCUCCUUUCCUUUACAGCUCAUGAUGACAGCUUCUUAGCCUCUAUUUAGAUCUGCAGUUGUCACGAUGCUGAACAUGUGAUCAGUUAUGACACCAACCAUUUGAGGGGUGCAUACAAGUACCUGUGACAGUUAUCACCAGAGGUGUACUUUGAAUAUAACUGUUUUGGGAAAUAGUUAAAACUAUGGGUUUAGUUCUGCUUUAAGUUAGAUAAAUGACUUGCAUCUAAUCUGAGCCAUCACCUGGGAAACAGGUGUAUAAUGGCAUUACUAUACAAAAUGCACUGUCAAUUUUCUUUCUCUUUUGUAAUGGUAAAAGUGCCUUCUAAAAUUAAGGAACAUCUCCAUCACUUUAUGGGACUCACACUAGGAAAUUAGAAGCUCCAUCCAAUUAACCUAACCCAGUUAUUUUAUAGGAAUAACGAUCCAAUACAGUACUUACUGUAGGCUAAGCAGGAUACAGGAUAGUAAUGCACUUUAAAUAUGACAUAUCAUUUGUUUAUCUCCACUUUUUAUUAUCAAUUGGAAAGGAUACAGUCUCUGCAGAUCCUUAAAACAUGCAACCCCAAAGCACUAGGACCAAGUUUGGUUUCUUUGGCUUAGAAGAAGUCUGACUCAGAACAUGCUUUGGAAAAUCUACAUUAAACUUCGCAUUGAUGGGA
This is a messenger RNA of Rana temporaria (common frog), 2326 nucleotides long. It is a transcript of the gene HSD11B2, whose product is annotated as hydroxysteroid 11-beta dehydrogenase 2. NCBI's taxonomy places the organism in Eukaryota, Metazoa, Chordata, Amphibia, Anura, Ranidae. The record is from RefSeq and is a predicted model, not a curated record. The transcript has 5 exons. Bases 332 to 1498 code for a protein of 388 amino acids. Gene Ontology annotation, molecular function: oxidoreductase activity.